AAUGGACAUCGACCGACAUAUUUCAUCACUGCUAUCAGGAGGAUGUCUUCCAGAAAGAGAUCUUAAACUUAUAUGUGAACGAGCAAAAGAAAUCUUCUUAGAAGAAUCUAAUGUAUAACCUGUUAGAGCUCCUGUUAAUGUUUGUGGUGAUAUUCAUGGUAAAGAUAUUAUUAAAUGACAUAGGCCAAUUUUAUGAUUUGUAGGCUCUGAUGAAGGAAGGUGGUGAUAUUCCUGAUCAUAAUUACAUUUUUAUAGGAGAUUUUGUUGAUAGAGGAUAUAAUAGUGUAGAAACUUUGGAAUAUUUGCUAUGUUUAAAAGGUAAGAGAAGAUUAUAUUUAUAAAUAGUAAAAUAUCCAGGAAAUAUUGUAUUAUUAAGAGGAAAUCAUGAAUCAAGAUAAUGCACUUAAGUUUAUGGAUUUUAUGAAGAGAUUUUGAGAAAAUAUGGAAAUAGUAGUCCAUGGAGAUUAUUUAUGGAUGUUUUCGAUUGUUUACCAUUAGCUGCUUUAAUAGAAGGCUAAAUAUUAUGUGUUCAUGGAGGAUUGUCACCUGAUAUGAGAACUGUUGAUUAAAUAAGAACUAUUGAUAGAAAAGUAAAAAAAAAUUAUGAAAAUUUAAGGUUGAAAUUCCUCAUGAAGGUCCAUUUUGUGAUUUAAUGUGGUCAGAUCCAGAAGAUGUUGAAUAUUGGGCUGUUAAUUCAAGAGGAGCUGGAUAUUUAUUUGGUGCUAAAGUUACAAAAGAGUUUUGUAGAUUGAAUGAUCUUAGUUUAAUUUGUAGAGCUCAUUAAUUAGUAAUGGAAGGAUAUAAAUAUUGGUUCCCUGUAAUAUUAAUUAAAUAAUUUAGGAUUAAAAUUUGGUUACAGUAUGGUCAGCUCCAAAUUAUUGUUAUAGAUGUGGAAAUAUUGCUUCCAUUCUUUGUUUAGAUAAUUCUUUGUAAUCUACCUGGAAAACAUUCAGAGAGGUUCCUGAAAGUGGUAAAAGCAUUAAUCCAAAGAAUGUUCUUCCUUAUUUCUUAUGAAAUAUUGU
This is a messenger RNA of Paramecium pentaurelia, 1022 nucleotides long. Lineage: Eukaryota; Ciliophora; Oligohymenophorea; Peniculida; Parameciidae. The record is from the annotation of a GenBank genome assembly.